Messenger RNA from Suillus clintonianus, 1854 nucleotides. Its product is annotated as P-loop containing nucleoside triphosphate hydrolase protein. Gene Ontology annotation, biological process: DNA replication; double-strand break repair via homologous recombination. The record is from RefSeq and is a predicted model, not a curated record. Gene Ontology annotation, cellular component: cytoplasm; chromosome; nucleus. The transcript is spliced from 6 exons. Bases 1 to 1854 code for a protein of 617 amino acids. Gene Ontology annotation, molecular function: four-way junction helicase activity; ATP binding; 3'-5' DNA helicase activity. NCBI's taxonomy places the organism in Eukaryota, Fungi, Basidiomycota, Agaricomycetes, Boletales, Suillaceae.
AUGUCGUCUGUGGCUACUGAUUUUGGGAGUGUGCUCGAGCCAGAAGAUGCCGAUGUCGACGGCCCGCUUGAGCCAGAAGAUAUUGACGUGUCGGCGGAAACCUUGAUUGUGCCUGGCAGUGAUGACCUUUGGGAGGGUCUUGACGAGCCCUCAACACUCCAAUUGGCCAACCUGACCUCGACUACUCCGACGCUCGAUUAUGUGGACGCACCACUAUGUACUCCCUCUGCGCCCACCGGACGUCUUGAUAAUACGUCAACUCCUUACUAUGUCGAGGCAGUUUCGGUCUUGAAGAACGUCUUCCGGUUGUCCUCCUUCAGGCAAAACCAACUCGAAGCGAUCAACGCUACGCUCGACGGCAAGGAUGUUUUCGUCCUAAUGCCCACCGGUGGUGGAAAAAGUCUUUGUUACCAACUUCCCGCAGUCUGUAAGACUGGUAGGACCCAGGGAGUCACAUUCGUCAUAUCUCCACUCGUUGCGCUCAUCGCGGAUCAAGUGGCUUCCUUGCGAGAGAAGCAUAUCAAUGUGGAUUGCAUGUCGUCCCUGAGGUCCGUAGACGACUCACGGGAUGUUAUGCGCCGCCUUCGCAGUCAGCAAAAACCCGAUAUUUGCUAUAUUACCCCGGAAAAGCUACGAGAGAGCAACGCUAUGCAAGACAUUCUAGCACAGCUCUAUGAAGACAAACAAAUCGCACGCUUUGUCAUUGAUGAAGCACAUGUCAUUCAGAGUUGGGGGCGGGAUUUCCGCGAUGCUUAUGCUGAGCUCCAUAUGCUGCGCGAACGGUACCAUGACGUGCCCAUCAUGGCACUCACCGCAACCGCGAACAAGUCCGCGAUCCAGGACAUUCGCACUCGGUUAGGUUUGCGCGAUCCCGUGUGCCUGGUACAAUCUUUCAACCGCCCCAACCUGUACUAUGCAGUGCAGCCUAAACCGACCACCAAAAAGAAGGCGGUUCAAGCCAUUGCCGGCUUCAUCAAGUCACAGCACGCCGCCGAUACUGGCAUUGUUUACGGCUUCAGUAAAAUUGAGUGCGAGGAGCUUGCUGAGCAAUUGCGUAACGAUUAUGGCCUGUCUGCGAAACAUUAUCAUGCCGGUAUGGACCCACAAGAGCGCAGUGCCACACAGGAAGAAUGGCAAAGCGGCAGCUGCAAGAUUAUUGUAGCAACGAUCGCGUUCGGGAUGGGAAUCGAUAAACCAGAUGUGCGCUUCGUGAUUCACUCAACACUACCGAAGUCGAUGGAUGGUUAUUAUCAGGAAACUGGACGCGCAGGACGCGACGGCGAUCCCGCAGACUGCAUCCUUUACUAUGCAUUCAAGGACGCUGUGUCGCGACAACACCUGAUUAACAACGACCGCAACGAGAAAGGGCCGGCUCGCACUCCAGAGGAGAAGAAACGGCAACUGGAAGACCUGUCGGCCGUGGUCCAGUACUGCCGUAACGAGGUCGACUGUCGACGAUCGCUCAUUCUUGCUCAUUUCAACGAGCGUUUCGACUCGCAUUUGUGUCCGAAAGGGUGUGAUAGCUGUUCGAGAGGUGGAACAGUUGUUCGCCAGCUGUAUACCUUGGAGGCCCAACAAGCUAUUAGAUUAUUUGAACAGAUGGCAGCUUCCAUGGAUAGGAUCGCCCCCGGACAUUUCAAAGAUGUAUACGCGGGCCGGAAUAGGGCGAAGGUUCGUGAGAGUGGGCAUGACCAAUUGUCAUUGUUUGGGGUGGGCAAGGCUGUCGAUGGAGACCGUAUCAUAAGCGCGAUGAUGGGUGCUGAUAUUUUUGCGAUUGCACGAGAGGCCUCUGCGUCUGGCUGGACCAAUGAUUACCUGAAGGUAUUUAAAGUUCAGUUUUCGUUGUUUCGGUGA